Molecule: messenger RNA, 1179 nt
Organism: Ostrea edulis (European flat oyster)
Lineage: Eukaryota; Metazoa; Mollusca; Bivalvia; Ostreida; Ostreidae
Exons: 2
Coding region: 275-709 (144 amino acids)
Source: RefSeq, a predicted model, not a curated record
UCGGAUCUAUAAAUUUAAUUUACAAUUUAGCCAAAUUUCCUAUCUGGAUGUGGUCACUAAUUAACAUUUAAGACAAUUCCGUCCGAAUUAAUUGCUUGAUGUGAUGAUCCUGACAGGUCCUGUGUUACCUGACAAAAACUAGGGCUAAUAAUUGCCGUCUUAUUAAAUUAAAUGGUGGAAAUUAUAAGAUAAUUGAAUAUUAAUUAAGAAGUCGGCUCAUAUAUCUUCGUUUUCAUCCCACGUAGCUCAGUACGUGUUGUGUCUGUUUCAGAAGAUGGGUCUCAUUGCGACAAGGAGUGUCUCGAUGCUUUUCUGGUUAAUGGUUGUCUACCUUGUACUCACUAACGCACAACGAAGACAGAAGAAGUCUUGUAGAGAUACAUGCUAUCCAAUCAGAGUCAAAUGUAUGUCAAAGUGUAAAAAAGGCUUCUGGCGAAAUUUGUCAAAACCCAAAUUCCUGAUGUGUUCCGAAAAAUGUGAUCUUGGAGCAUUUAUGUGCUACCCACGUUGUGACUGCGUGGCUUUGACGGAGCGGGAAAAAGCAGGAUGCGAUAAGACGUGCGAUUCAUUUCCCUUCAGGAGUUCCUUUGACAGAUCUCAUUGUCACAAGGAGUGUAAAUUUGACUAUGAGGACGCCCAAAAGUCUUGUACAGGACGACAUCAGAUUCAGAGGGCUGCAAAUACUAAAAAUGGACAACAGAAGACAUGAGUUAGAAUAUGUGCAAAUAAACUCUAAACAACAUGGUCAAAAAGACCUCAGAAAGGACAGCGCAUGCCCAGUCUUUCCGCUGCUUAGUACAAUCUAAGUUUAUUUAUUUACUUGUACAUCCAUUGUGUCUGCCGUCCUAAUAACAUUUCUGUAUGCGAAUGUUCGUGGAAUCUUGCGACGGGUGCAGGGUCUCAGUUUAAUUUCCAUUGUAAUUAUGCAUAUCAUCUAAAACUUUCAUAAAUUAGAUUUUAAUGAAGCGUUUAAACUAUCCAUUGUACGCUUUAUUUUGCAAAAACUAAAACAACUACUAAGUGUUUCUCCAUGCAAUUUACACCGGAGUUAUUGUCCUGUCAAAUGUAAACCUAAUGGUGUUUAAAUCUCAAAGAAUUUGCAUAAUAUAAUGUAUAAUCAUCAAGUGAAAUUAUCACUUCUUUGUUGUGUUACGUUUCAAAUAAAUUGUUCAGAAUAUC